AUGGCUGUGCUGUCGACACUUUUUCUUUUAUUUAUAGGCCUUCCUGUCGCGAUUGGUGCUUAUUCCUUUACAAAAGAAGCAGCCUUGCGGAACGAACUGUUUGUAACCAACAGCUAUAAUAAGUUAGCAAGGCCGGAAACGGGUGUGACAAUAACCAUGCAACUGAAUCUGCUGACUCUAAAGGAACUGAAUAUCCGUGACCAAUAUCUGACUGUGGUAGGAUACUUUGUCAUGAGAUGGGAUGAGACUAGCAGGUUAAAAUGGAGUACUAAUCCGACAUAUAGCAGCGACAUCCAAAACAUAUUUUGUACGGAAAAUGAAAUAUGGGUACCACCUCUGAUGAUUGAAAACUCGGUAGACAACGUCGGUGUUAUUAGUGACAACACAGUCCGAAUACGUGUGGCUGCCAAUGGAAAGGUUACUUGGUCUCCUGCAGAUAUGUUCACUACUAGUUGUGUUACAGACGUCACUUAUUAUCCAUUUGAUACCCAAACAUGUGAUAUCAUUGUGACGUCUUGGGGAUAUACUAAAGCUGAAAUGCAAUUUCAAGUGGAUAGUUAUGUUCCUUUAGGAGUGUCAAAUUAUCAGGAGAAUGGCGAAUGGAAAUAUAUAGGCUAUACUGUUACCAAUGGGGUAGAAAAUCGCGAGGCUGUAAAGUUUUUCCAAAUAAUUUACAGCCUUACUUUCAAACGACGAUCUGAGUUUCAUAUAUUAAACAGCAUUGCGCCAAUGGUUUCUAUUUCACUGCUUGCUUGUUUUGUUUUCAAACUUUCGGCGGAUGCAGGAGAAAAGGUUGGAUUUAGCCUGACUAUCUUACUGACGUCUGCUGUAUAUUUGACUCUGGUCUCCGAUAGCAUACCAACAACUUCAUUGACGACUCCAUAUCUCACCACCUAUCUUAUCUCUCUUCUGGGCAUGGAAAUAGUUUCAGUCAUAUUAACUGUUAUGAUUCUGGAUUGUUAUCACACAGAUGGCAGCACUGAGAUACCAAAAUAUCUCAGAUUGUUCAUGGAGAAGAUAAUAUCCAGACUGAUAUGUUGGAAAUGUAAAUCUGGUUGUAGUUUAAAGCAAUCAAAGAACGGGAACAGUGUAAUGGAUAUAUCUGAGUUAAAGUGUGAUAAAGAAAUUGACUGUUAUAGCGUUGACAACAAUGAGGAAUUGUCUUGGCAAAACAUUGCAAAAAUGCUCGACAUUUUUUGUUUCCGACUGUACUUAAUUGCUUUCAUUGUCAUCACAGUACUAUUCAUACUCAAGAUGUUGAUUUAAAAGGCUCUGUUUUACACCGGUUUAUGAGGAUAAAAACACUCCAAUAACAUGCAUUGAAAAAAAAUCUUCAAACAUAUCAGGCCUACUUUUUAAAUCAAUUAGACGCGUUAAAGUUAUUCAAAACUCAUCAGAGGCGCUCCAAUUAAAACAGGAGGAGGAACAAGUCAAUUAAAGAUAUGAAGAGAAUGUCAAACAAGAAACUUCAAAAGGCUGUUAUUUUAGUAAUAAGAUUACUUCAAGUCUUCGUUUUAAUUUAAGAAGUUAAAAUACUUCUUACAAUGAAGUUAUUUGAAAUAAGACAUGUUUAUGUUACGCAUUUAUAUUGAUUAUAAAUUUCUUAUAUGAAAUUCUCUCGUGAUAUCCAUAGUGAUAUAUCUAUUGCCUUAACCUUAACGACUCCUUAACCACAAAGUCUAGUCAAAAUAAGCGAAGCUAUCACUGGUCAUCCAUAAAACGUCAAAAUAAAAAUACUACUUCAGGAAA
Mytilus californianus (California mussel) is the source of this 1749-nucleotide messenger RNA. Its product is annotated as acetylcholine receptor subunit beta-like. Gene Ontology annotation, cellular component: synapse; neuron projection; membrane. Gene Ontology annotation, molecular function: neurotransmitter receptor activity; extracellular ligand-gated monoatomic ion channel activity; transmembrane signaling receptor activity. NCBI's taxonomy places the organism in Eukaryota, Metazoa, Mollusca, Bivalvia, Mytilida, Mytilidae. Gene Ontology annotation, biological process: signal transduction; chemical synaptic transmission; nervous system process. The record is from RefSeq and is a predicted model, not a curated record. The transcript is spliced from 6 exons. The coding region runs from base 1 to 1266 and encodes 421 amino acids.